UGCGUCCAUUUAUUUUAGAGCAAAGCAAACGCGAAACUGUGUCUUAAGCUACUUAAUUCGAUUAAUCACCAACGCAACAAAUUACAUGAAACGCAAAAACUAAACGAGUUCGAGUGUAAAAGAGACCCAUUUUUCAGGCGCACUUUUUACCGCUCUAAUUGGUUAGAAGUAUUUUAACCGGUUUAAGCGCUCAUCAAUUUUGAUUAAAAAUGUUUCCACUACCUUCAAAUUUUCAAAACGAGACAUGCGAGAGCAAAUGGCCCUUUUCCCUAACAUAACGGCUACAUUUUCGCUGCAACAACGUAUCCAACACUAAAACGUGUCACAUUUGUAAUAAAGUGCAACAAAAGUACCAUCUGACCACCAUUACCAAGGAUUUAUUCAGCGUUUCCAAAGCCCGGAAAAAUUAAACUACAAAUCAGGAAUAAAAAUCACAUUGUAACUGAAUGUGUAAUCAGCUGCGAUCGUCUCUGAGACUGCAGACUUAAUUAAAACCCUCAUAAAUAUGCAGCACAAUUACAUGUUUUAUUAAAGUGUGACAAAGCUCUCGCUCCAAAAAUACCUAAACUAUGAGCUAUUUUCCCCCUAAUCGGGUAUUUUUCGCGGUGAAAUGGCCUGUCUGCCGGCUGUCAAUUGAUCGGUGCGGAAGUGCACUAAAUCGCAAUUAUUUGGUGUAGCAGAUUUAAAAAUUAAACUGUGUCAAACACAUAUUUAUAACAGUCAACACACCCCAAUUGCUGCUUCUCGUGUUAAAAAUUCAAUUUAUUUGAGCUUUUAUGCCGAGUCAGCUGCUACAUAUCGUCACGUCAGAGCUUUUAUCUGGUUUCCUAUCUUUUGAAUUUUAAUAUUUUACUCUCGAUUGUACAACAGUGUGGACAGAGUGAAAUAUUUGUUGUUCCACGUUGAGGUGAAAGUUGGAGAACCGAGCUGAGUUUGUAUCAAAAGUUUUAAAAGAUUCAUCGGGAUAAGACUCCAAGUAGCGGAAAAUCUCAACCGAUUACGAACACAGAAUUAUUUACAGCAACAUGUACUUUACAUCUACUUAGAAUGAAGUACAAAUCGAAGUAGCUAAAUCAACGAAAUGAAGCGCUUGCAUCCUUCGUCUGGGAGAUAAACUCGAAAGCCGGCUUUUUACUUCCAUCCGGACGAUCAUGAAUGAGUUUGACGGCGUUGAUAAUUUCACUGAAGACACAAUGUCAACAGCCAGCAUCUAUCUGGAGGCAUCUAACGACUCCGACCAGCACAAUGGCACCGACUUUGCCAUGGAAUACGAGGAGUACAUCUAUGAUAAAGUCUACAUUAGGAUUAUAUUCAUCUCGCUCUACACCGUCGUCUUCUGUCUGUGCUUUUUCGGGAAUUUGCUGGUUAUUUUGGUCGUGACGUUAAGUCGACGCCUUCGAUCAAUCACCAACUUCUUCCUAGCUAAUCUGGCGGUGGCCGACUUCUGCGUGGCUGUUUUUUGCGUCUACCAAAAUCUGUUUAUAUACUUCGUCGACAGCUGGAUGCUUGGCGAGUUCCUGUGCAAGAUGUACAUGUUCAUCCAGUCACUCAGUAACACAGCAAGCAUUUUUAUCCUCGUUAUCAUCUGCAUCGAGAGGUAUUUUGCCAUAAUUUACCCCAUUACCUGCAAACAGAUCCUCACGCCGAGGCGACUUAGGUUAAUCAUUUUAGGAGUCUGGAUAACGUGCAUCCUCUACAGCGCCCCGAAAUUUUACUGGGGCAACACUGUGACCGUCCCAACCAAGAACAUGACAGAGACUAUGUGCGUCCUGAACAGGACCAAGUACAAUUCGGAAUUGUUCGACGUGACUCACUUCGUUUUGUUUUACAACAUCCCGCUAAUUAUUAUGUCAUUGCUCUAUUCGAGGAUUGCGAUUUGUCUCUGGAAUAGCUCGCAACAGUUGAAAAAACAACUCAACGCUUCCACGAAUCCCAAUCAGUACCAGGGGCUGUGUCAACGGCAAUCCAGUCGGUAUCGGAGCGAUAAAAAGGUGGCCAACGGCGACGCGAAACUCCUGCAGAACUCCUCCUCAAACAUGUCCACAUCCAACUCCAGCCAGAACGUCCUUGCAGCUCGCAGAGGCGUCAUCAAGAUGCUCAUAAUCGUGGUGUGUGCUUUCGCCGUGUGCAACUUGCCCUUCCAUGCUCGAAAAAUGUGGCAAUAUCGGUCAUCCAAUUAUCACGGGGACACCAACUUUAGCGCCCUCUUCACCCCAUUGACUUUCCUCGCCACAUAUUUCAACUCGGGAGUCAACCCUUUGCUGUACGCCUUCCUGUCGAAAAACUUCAGGCGGGGCAUGAGGGAGAUCCUCCUGUGCUCCUGCCGCAGGAGGCGCCAGCCGGGGAAGAGCAACCAUCUGAGCCUGCAUGUGGGCAUCCAGAGGCACGCGUCCACCAGGUCCACCGUCAAAGCCAACGCCACAACGGUCACGAUUGUGAACAAUGACCACAGCUCGGAAUGCUCGCACGAUGUAUGAGGCUGCGCUUCCUGCCUCUACUGUUCCAAAUACAGUUAAAGGGGCAGAGGCCAUUGUAAAUAGCAACCGAUUAAAGUGUUACAAAUUUGUGAAUUUGAUGUGAUGUUUGCUUGUAAAUACUUAAUGAUUGUAAAUUUAAUAUGUAUUUUCCUACUUGUUUCAAAAGACUGUAAACGAAUGUAUUUUAUAAUAAUCAAACAGUA
Messenger RNA from Tribolium castaneum (red flour beetle), 2680 nucleotides. RefSeq names its product trissin receptor. The transcript has 8 exons. Gene Ontology annotation, cellular component: plasma membrane. Lineage: Eukaryota; Metazoa; Arthropoda; Insecta; Coleoptera; Tenebrionidae. Gene Ontology annotation, biological process: G protein-coupled receptor signaling pathway. Gene Ontology annotation, molecular function: neuropeptide Y receptor activity. The coding region runs from base 1152 to 2477 and encodes 441 amino acids. The record is from RefSeq and is a predicted model, not a curated record.